UUCUUGUUUUGAAUUAUUCUGUUCAAUGUUGCGGGCUGGGACGAUUGUUGCUGCUGCGCGAUUUUACGCCAGUCCGGUUGGACGUGUCGCAGUGGUUGCUGCAAUUUCGGCUGGUUCGGCCGCUGCGCACCGAUCUGCGCCAUCGAGGUCGCUGUCGCUCGCGUCGUCUCCGCUCCAGUCACUGCUGCACACUACGACCACGCAGAGGCAGCCGAUGCGCACUCGUCAUCGCGUCCAUGACCAGCUCGGAUUGUUCGCAGCGCGCCGAUUCAUGUCGGCGAGCGCUGCCGCUAUUGCCCAGGCCACUCCGCCGCCGCCUUCCUCCUCCGCUGCGCCUGCAUCUGACACGGCGGGCGUCCCAUUCAGCAGCCUCACGGUGGGCGCGCCGCGUGAAAUCUUCAACGGCGGAAGCGAGCGACGCGUUGCGCUGACCCCCGACAACACGCGCGCGUUGGUCAAGGAGGGAUUCAAGGUCGUGGUCGAAAGCGGGGCGGGUCUUGGCGCCAAGUUUUCGGAUGCCGAGUAUGUGGCUGCCGGCGCUCAGAUUGUCAGCACGCCCGCCGAGGCCUUUGCCGCCGACAUUGUGCUCAAGGUUCGCGCGCCAGAGCUCAACCCGACGCUGGGCAAGCACGAGUCGGAGCUGGUGCGUGCCGGCGCCACGGUCAUUUCGUUCCUGUACCCCGCCAAGAACAAGGCGCUGCUGGACACGCUGGCCAAGCGCAAGGCGAACGUGUUUGCCAUGGACUGCAUCCCUCGCUUGAGUCGCUCGCAGGUGUUUGACGCCCUCAGCUCGAUGGCCAACAUUUCCGGCUACAAGGCGGUGAUUAUGGCCGCCGAGCACUUCCCGCGCUACUUUGCCGGUCAAAUGACAGCUGCGGGUCGCGUGCCGCCCGCAAAGGUCCUGAUCAUUGGCGCUGGCGUGGCUGGCUUGCAGGCUGCCGUCACUGCUCGCAACAUGGGUGCCAUUGUUCGUGCGUUUGACACGCGUCCCGCCGUGCGCGAGCAGGUCGAGUCCCUCGGCGCCGAGUUUCUGGAAAUCAGCGUCAAGGAGAAUGGCGAGGGCACUGGCGGCUACGGCAAGGAAAUGUCAAAGGAAUUCCACGACGCCGAGAUUGCCUUGUUCACCAAGCAGCUCAAGGAGGUGGACAUUGUCAUCACAACCGCGCUCAUCCCAGGCAAGCCCGCGCCGCGCCUCAUCACCAAGGCCAUGAUUGAGAACAUGAAGGCGGGCUCUGUUGUGAUUGACCUUGCUGCCGAGGCCGGCGGUAACAUUGAGACAACGCGCCCUGGGGAGCUGUAUGUGCACCACGGCGUGACGCACGUUGGCUACACGGACUUGCCCUCCCGCCUGCCCACCGUCUCGUCCACGCUGUACUCGAACAAUGUGGUCAAGUUCUUGCUGUCGAUGGGCACCAAGGACAAAAAGUUUAGGAUUGACCUUGCCGACGAAGUCGUGCGCGGCGCGAUUGUCUUGCGCGAAGGUGAGCUUUUGUGGCCGCCGCCGCCGCUGGCCGUGACGGCAAAGCCGGCCGCCGCAGCCUCUGCCGCAGGUGCUCCAGCUGCCUCCGCAAAUGCUGCUGCUGCGACUGCUGCUCCAGCUGCCAAGCCUGCGGCGUCAAAGAAACCCGCCACAGGUGGCCACGGCCAUAGCGCGGCCUCGUCCGGUCCUGCGACAUUUGCCGACACUGCUAAAGACGUCGCCCUCACCUCGACGGGCAUCACCACUCUGCUGGCACUUGGUGCCACGGCUCCGGCAUCGCUGUUGCCGGUGGUCACCACCUUUUCCUUGGCUGGCAUUGUUGGCUACAAGGCCAUCUGGGGCGUCACGCCCGCCCUUCAUUCGCCGCUCAUGUCCAUCACCAAUGCCGUGUCGGGCAUUGUGGGUCUGGGUGGUUUGCACUUGAUGAGUAGCGGUUAUGCGCCGGAUGGUGCUGCAGCUGGCUUGGCCGCCGGCGCCGUGUUCAUCUCGUCAAUCAAUGUGUUUGGCGGAUUUUUAAUCACCCAGCGCAUGCUGGACAUGUUCCGUCGCCAAGAUGACCCGCCUUCACACAACUACCUGUACGCUGCUCCGGCCAUCGCCUUCCCCGCCCUGUUCCUCGGCGCCUCGUCGUUUGGCUAUGUCAACGUCCCCGCGAUGGGCUACCUGGCAUCGGCUCUGUGCUGCAUUGCCGCACUCUCUGCCCUUUCUUCGCAAGAGUCUGCGCGCACCGGCAUCGUCCUGGGUCAGGUCGGUGUGGCCAUCGGCACGGCUUCGUUUGUCGGCGCUCUCUCGCCGUCGACCGAGGCGCUUGUGCAAAUGGCCGCGACCGCCGGUGCUGGCGGUCUGAUUGGUGUCGCCAUUGCGCGUAAAGUUGCCAUUACCGAGCUUCCGCAGUUGGUUGCCGCCUUCCACAGCUUCUCUGGUCUGGCUGCAGUGCUCGUGUCGGUUGCUUCAUACCUGCACACGAGUCAGGGUGCGAUUGGCGCGGCGCACGGCGCGGCAGCUGCAGCAGCUGCGUCCUCGGCUCACGAGCUUUCCGCCAUCAGCAGCUCGUCCAUCUAUUUGGCGACCGUGAUUGGUGGCAUCACGUUUACUGGCUCGUUGGCUGCGUUUGGCAAGCUGCAAGGCUUGCUUGCAUCCGCGCCCCUUCUCCUUCCCGGUCGCAACGCCAUCAACCUCGCCAUGGCCGCCGCCACGUCCUACGGCAUGUACGAAUUCAUCCAAAACCCCUCGCUCGCCGUGCUGGGACUCGCCACGACUGCUUCGUUUGCCCUCGGCGCGCACCUGACGCUGGCCAUCGGUGGUGCCGACAUGCCCAUCGUCAUCACAGUGCUCAACUCGUACUCUGGCUGGGCCCUGUGCGCGGAGGGCUUCCUCCUCGGAAAUGACCUGCUGACGAUUGUCGGAGCGCUCGUUGGCUCGAGCGGUGCCAUUCUAAGCUACAUUAUGUGCGUGGCCAUGAACCGCUCGCUCCCCAAUGUCAUUUUUGGCGGCUUUGGCACGCAGUCGAACGCUGGCGCCGCUGCCAGCGCACAGAAGGUGACUGGCACGCACACCGAGGUCAACGUGGACGAGGCAGUUGAGAUUAUCACCCAGAGCAAGUCGGUGGUCAUUGUGCCCGGCUACGGCAUGGCUGUUGCCAAGGCGCAGUACGCCAUCGCCGAGAUGACCAACAUGCUCCUGAAGAACGGCAUCAAGGUGCGCUUCAGCAUCCACCCGGUUGCUGGACGCAUGCCUGGUCAGCUGAAUGUACUUCUGGCCGAGGCCCGCGUUGGCUACGAGCACGUCUUUGAGAUGGACGAGCUCAACCCGGAAAUGCCCGAAACCGACCUCUGCCUUGUGAUUGGUGCCAACGACACCAUCAACUCUGCCGCGCAAGAGGAUCCCAACUCGCUCAUUGCCGGCAUGCCCGUGAUUGAGGUCUGGAAGGCGCGCCAAGUCAUUGUCAUGAAGCGCUCGCUCGCCGGCGGCUAUGCCGACAUCCCCAACCCUGUCUUCUACAAGCCCAACACGUCCAUGCUCUUUGGCGAUGCCAAGAAGACCUGCGAGGCGCUGCAGGCGAAGGUUGCGUCGCAUUUCGCCAGCAAGUAAUUUGUUUCUGAGGCUUGUGUUUUGUGUUUGUUCGUGUCGCCUCUCGUUUCUUUGUUUCUCUGUUGUGUCGGCUGUGUCCUUGAGCGGAUAUGUGUAGCACGCUUGAAUGUGAAUAGUUUUGGUCAAUCCAGUGCCGUUUUGAUUGGA
Capsaspora owczarzaki ATCC 30864 is the source of this 3718-nucleotide messenger RNA. Its product is annotated as NAD(P) transhydrogenase. The record is from RefSeq and is a predicted model, not a curated record. Gene Ontology annotation, biological process: NADPH regeneration; proton transmembrane transport. NCBI's taxonomy places the organism in Eukaryota, Filasterea, Ministeriida, Capsasporidae. Gene Ontology annotation, cellular component: mitochondrial inner membrane. The transcript has 2 exons. Gene Ontology annotation, molecular function: NAD binding; NADP binding. Bases 26 to 3571 code for a protein of 1181 amino acids.